Messenger RNA from Lathyrus sativus (Indian pea), 741 nucleotides. NCBI's taxonomy places the organism in Eukaryota, Viridiplantae, Streptophyta, Magnoliopsida, Fabales, Fabaceae. The record is from the annotation of a GenBank genome assembly.
AUGGCUUCCUUUCCAACCUUCUCUUCUUCUUCUCUUCUACUCAAAUCCAACACCAACCGACUCUUUCCCCAUUCACACCUCAACAACAACCCCUCAUGCACUCUCUCUUUCACUUCUCUCUUUCCAACAAAACUCAUCCUUCAUCGACCCAUUUCCUCAACUCGUUCAAUUUUCAUCACCAAUUGCAGUGCUUCCUCCGCAACGGUGCCGUUUAGUCCCCCCACUGACCCGAAUCCACAAUCUGAUGAACCGCAGAAAAUCCCAAAUCCAAAACCAAGGUGGUCUGCGAGGGCUUUAAAAUCAUAUGCAAUGGCAGAAUUGGAAACAAGGAGGCUGAAGUAUGCUAAAGUAGGGACUGAGACUCUUCUCAUGGGGAUUUUGGUUGAAGGAACAAGUAAAGCUGCGAAAUUCUUAAGAGCUAAUGGAAUUACGUAUUUGAAAGUACGCGAACAAACAUUAGAGAUAGUUGGGAAGUCUAACUAUUUUUUCUCCAGCCCCGUAAUUCCUUCUUUAUCCAAACCACUUCAGAAAGCCCUCGAUUUGGCAAUUAACGAGAAAUUAAAGUCAGGGGAAGAAGGAGAAACAAAUGUGACUCAUUUACUUAUUGGAAUUUGGUCACAAGAAGAAUCGGCAGGUCGAAAGGUCUUGUCUGCUUUGGGUUUCAACGACGAAAAGGCCGAAGAAAUUGCUAAAACAGCAGCUAGUGGAGAUAUUGAUUGGAAUUUCAAGAAGCAAGCUUAG